GACAUAAUGCUUACAAAAAAUUUGAAUCUCGAAUUCAGAAAAUCUUUAUUUUUGUUUCUAUUUGAAUAAAUAAAUAAUAAUUAAAGCUUGAUUAAUGAUUACCUACUUGGCGUUGAAACAAAACGGGAAUUCCAAGUCCAUAUGAUGGUUAUUACGUAGGUUUUAAGUAUUCGUCAAUAAUGGAUAACACAGAAGUACUAAACACCAGGCGUCUUGAACAGCGGAGCUACAGACAAUUACAGCAAAUGGCAAAAUCCCUUGAUUUACCUUCGAACUUUAAGAAAAUCUAUUUAAUAGAGCUAAUUGUGGCUAAGAAAUUAAAAACAGAUUAUGACGUGGAAAAUAUUAUCGACAGGGUGCGUCAAGAAAGGUUAAAUAAAUCGAAAGCUAAAAAGAAUUAUCAAUCUGCAAAGAUAAAGUUCCCACAAUGUCAUGUCACUAUGCACAAGAUUUCUGAAUCUAAUAACUCAGUUUCUCCACCAAUAACAGUAACACCCAAACGUAGCAAUAUGGAAUAUAGUUCAGAAAUAGUGCAAAAGGCCUUAGUCCCUAUCAAUCCGAAGAGAAAUAUUUUGCGCAAUAUGGUUGAGAAUUUGGAUAUAGAUACAACAGUGAAUACUAAAAGUGACCGGGUGCUCCGCAGUUAUAACAUGAAAUCGCUCAAACCUAAUUAUGCAUUAAUAAACAAUAAUAUACAUGAGUUAAAGACGCAAUGCUGUAGCCCAGAAAGGAAAAUUAAUAUUAUCACAACCAGAAACUUUUCACAGUUCAAUGUCAAAACUAAGAGUAUGGUGAAGAAGAGGACAAAAAGGCUCUCUGAUUCAAGCCCUUUCUCGACCCAGCAGAUCAUGGUAAUGCCUCGGGGUGUGGAUUUAUUAAGACCUGCAAUGCCAACACGGCGACAAAGAGCUAUAAGUGGCAUAUAUCCACUCAAUUGCAAUGAAAAUGUACCAAGUCAGACCACUCAACAGAGUGUAUGUCUCCGACAAACUGAUGGCAGUUUUACAAAAUUCAACGCCCUCAUACAGAAAUGUAACAUCAAGUUGAACAACAGUAACUAUAGAAUUAAAAAUCAAAAUGUAAAUAUACAGGAAGUCAUUCAUACAUCGGAUUUGUCUAUGGAAAAUAGAUAUUUGUAUCAAAAGCAAUAUCGUAAUACAGCUUCAGUUUUAAAAUCAAAAGAUGCAAGUUGCAAUACUAAAAUAACCAUAACUCAUGGUUCCAAAAAAAAUUAUGCUCCAAUGAAUGUACAACCAUAUAGAAACAUAACAUCAGAGUUGAGACUUCAAAGGAAAUGGGACUGUCAAAAACUGCCCAACAUAAAUGAAGCGUUCAACUUCAAUACAAGAGACCCGAGGACUAGAUCUAAACCAAAGUAUGUGGAUGUUGCUACAGAAACAGACAGCGUGCCAGGUGUUCCCGCUUACUCCAAUUCUGCUACCGUCACCAGUUCCUUGGAGCGUCUGUACAAUAUAAAGACGAUCACCACACAAUCCAACACAGAAGAGGGCCAGAAGCCUGCACAAACUCACUUGGUUUACGCCUGCCGCACAUGCCCUACUGCGGCGCUGUUCCCGUCUACGGUGCCCGCUGGCGAUGCUUUGAAUGUUCCUUCGCUUAUGUUUGAUACCAAUCAAUAUAUGUACGACUUGGACACGCGCUUCGACGAUGUGCCGCAGCUGCAGCCCACCUCGCCCACAGACACCGCAGACUUCAGUACUUCAUCUACGUUAGACACUGACUCGUCUGUAUUCUUCGAUAUGGAAGAUGCACUUGACAUUAUCAGUCAAGACGGGGAUUUCAUGGAACGUUUUGGAAUGAACACACAAAGUCAGUGCGUGAUUUGUACUUGGGCUGGUCCCACCAUCACACUCGACUGUCAUAUACGAAAGGAGCAUGCGGACUCCAUACACAAGCAGUGCAAGAACGAGUGGAACAUGACGUACACCCUGGGCAGCCUGGUGCAGAGCCGAGCCUGGCUGCACAGGGUCAUAGAGCACGACUCGUUGCUCUACUCGCUGAGCGCCAAGUAUGAGCCUGGCUGCAUUAAGACUAUGAUAUCUUUUCUGUCACUGGUAUUGGAACCAACAGUGAAAGUCGCUACAAUAACCUUGUAUAACAAAAUGACUGGUGAGCCGUUCUCCUGGACCGGUCAGAUACUCGCCUUGCCGGCCAAGGUGCCUUAUGAGAUUGACGACACCGGCUGUUUCACUGUAGACAUCACCAAACUUGAUCUGUUGUCAAACAAUCAGUUGCCAAUCGGUGCCAAAGUUGAUCAGAUAAAAGUUGACCAGUUACCAAGUGCCAACUUAAAGUUGAUGAACAAAGAAUUUGUUAAUGAAUUUCAGAACAAAAUUGUUGAUGACGAAUCUUCGUUAAACGACAUACAUGUUAUAGUGUUUAUUAGAAUUUAUGAUAUUUAAGUAUUUUGUUUCUUUUUUUUUAAUAUUUGUUUUUUUUUAUAUUUUCGUAGAGAUAGUUUAUAUUUACAACAAUACAGACUUUUCCUAACUCCUAACAAUGUUGUUGGUCAACGUUUUUUAAACAACAAUCAUAUUAUUGUUUAAAAGUUUAUUUUGUUACGAAGAUUUACCUAGUUUUUCAAAUAAAGAACAUAUAUUUUUCUUAUUAAUUUAUAUAGAGAUAAUAUAGACUUCUUAAUUUGAAGUUGGUUAACAGAGAGUUAGAUACCAAUCUCAUAACAAAGUUGUUUUGGGUCAACAUUUUUUAAACAAAAUUCAUAUUGUUUAUAACGUUAAAAAUAUUUUUGUUACAUUAAUUUUUCAAAUAAUACGUGUUUGUUUUUAAUUUAUAUACAGAUGAUAUUAUAAGUAACUUCAGUAUAAACUUCUAAGCUUGAAAUUGGUAAAUAGUGAGGUUACCGAAUCUCGUAACAAAGCUGUUGUAAAUUCUUUAUAACAAUUACAGUAUAAUUAAUGUAUAUAAGAUGUACAACAAUGUAUUUUGUUACGAAAAUUUACCUAGAUUUUCAAAUAAUGACUGUUUAAUAAUAAUGACGCAUUUUUUUGUUUAUAUAGAAAUAUAUCUCCUUAUAAAUAAAAAAUACGUGUCACUAUUAAUCUUUUUAACAGAGUUAGACCCCAAUCUAAAAAAAAAUGUUUUCAGAUAACCUUUUUAAAUCUUAUACAAUUAAACAAAUAUUAUUGUUUAUGAGGUAUAUAAUUAAAUUAUAUUUGCCCAAUACAAUGUGAUACUUAAAAUAAUUAAGUAGCUUAGCUUCCAUAAAUAAAAAAAGAGAUUAUAAACAUAAAGUUAGGAAACAUACAGUCUGAUAUUAUACCAAGUAGCUUAGCUUCUAAUAUAAAAGAGAUUAUAAAUAUUAAGUUGGAAACAUACAGUCUGAUAUACCAAGUAGCUUAGCUUCUUUAUAAUAUAAAAGAGAUUAUAAAUAUUAAGUUGGAAACAUACAGUCUGAUAUAUCAUUUUGACUUAGCUAUAAGCACUCGUGAGUCUGUGCCUUAAAAAUUAAAAAAAAAAUUGGAUCUCUAUUUUCUAAUAGCUUUAUUGUUAAGUAUAAGUCCUAAACUUGCAAUUGCAAAUUGUUAUUUUUAAUACUACAAAGUAAAAACUUUAGUGAGAUUAUAAUGACAAAGACAGUUUUCUUUUCUUUUUUAUUUACUUUAUUGUUAUUUUUCUACGAGAUUUCUUUAUGAAUCAUGUUGAUUAGUUGUUACUUUUGAUUAAUAAUAAUUUAGUUUGUAAGAUGAAUAGGUAGUAUGAAAUCAAUAGAUCUCUUUGGUACCUCAAUUUUGUACAGGGUAUUGUUAAAGUACAUUGUAGGUCAAAUAUUAAGUAAAAUUUUUAAUUUUUCAAAAACUCAUGUUUAAUUUUCCGUAUAAUUCAGUUUCAUACUAUCUUUCAUAUUUAAAUUUUAGAAGUUGUCCUAAAUAUCAACUUCUGAAUUUUAAACGGUUGAUCAUGAAAGAAUCGCAAUAAUUUUUUUUUUGCUAUUCUGUACCUAAUGAUCGACCGAUAAUCAUUUUGAUUCACUUUUUGUCUAUGAUAGGCUUGAUAUAUUACUUACUACAAGUAGAAUUAAGAUGUACUUAUUACCGCCUGGGCCUAAAAAGCGUUAAAGACAUAUCUCGUGAAGAGAAAUUAAAUAAAUAUCGACUAAUAGCAGAGUUGAAAUAUCGCAAUGUAACGAAAGCGCAUUCUUUCGUUGUGCUGGCACUUAACAGAGAGCUAUAUUUUCGAUUGCGUUGGUUGAAAUCUUUCGUUUACUAGUGUCGAGGUAUGUCGAGGUUUUAGCCUGCCCUAAGGCUGCCAGUCCACCAAAGCGGAGCGGGGCAGCGGAGCCGAGAAACGGAGGUUUAACAUGAUUGUACAUAUAGGAUUGAGCCUGUAUACAUUUUACCGUAACUGGUGUCUGAAUCGAUUAUCUUAUUUAAUUAACAUCUGAACGAAGAAAAAAAUUAAAAACUAAAAUGAUACAAUGUCACAAUUACAUAUUAUAUAUAAAAUAUAAAAAGUAUAUAAAAUAAUCGUGAAUGUCAUAAUAACUUUUUUUUUAUUGAUAAAUUAUUACAUUUUAAAUAUUGACCUGGGCUUCUCUUUUAGACUAUGAGGAAGUUUACUAUAUAUUUUUAUUACCAUACAAAAAGAACUCUUGGCACAUAUUGUCAAUCUUGUGGGGGCGUGGGGGGUCUAACCAAUUUAUUUUUGCCGCAUAUUCUCAGAUUUCCAUUGUUGGUGUGAACAACACAAAUCAAUAGGAUUGCAAAAAUCUCCGCUCCUCUUAAGUGGAGCUUGCGAGCUAGUUUAAAAAUUCAUAUAAAACCGGUAAGCGGAGCUGGGAAACACGUGCGGGAAAGUUUCUUCGGGAAGUCACUUCGUUCCGCUACGGUGACAAUACAAUACGCAACACAAUACGCAAUACAAAACUUAUCUCCGCAUUAGUCCGUUUCUCCGCUACACUCCCUUUCUCCGCUUUGGUGGACAGGCAGCCUAAAACUGACGUGCUAUGAUUUUUGUAAAUGUUUGUGCCAUGCCAUGAUUUUGUGUAAGUUAUUAUUAUACUACUGGACGCCGGCUGCUCCGUUCACGUUAAUUGAUUUUUUUUACAAAACCAUGGACUUUCGGGAUAAACAAUAUCCCAUUUUCUGCUCCAAUAUUUAAUCUAUAUCUAUACCAAAUUUCAUCCAAAUCGGUUGAGCCGUGAAAACGUUACAAGCUAACUUUCAUUGUUUUGAUUCUUGUUUUAUUAUUUAUUAUCUAUGUUCCCUAAAGUGAAUUGUGCUCAACUUUUAAACACUUUAAUAUAUUUGAACCAUGAAAUUGGUACUUUGUACUAAAUGGUAUUAGGUUUUUUGCCUGUAUUAUGGUAUGGUAUUAACACCAUUAUCCUUUUUUAUUUGAUUGAUUUUUGAACCAAAAAUUGGUUUGUUUAACUUAACAAUUUAAAAGCACAAAUGUAAAAAAGUUGAUUUGAGACAAAAAUAAAUUUCAAAAAUAUUU
Messenger RNA from Bicyclus anynana (squinting bush brown), 5478 nucleotides. RefSeq lists its product as uncharacterized. The transcript is spliced from 13 exons. NCBI's taxonomy places the organism in Eukaryota, Metazoa, Arthropoda, Insecta, Lepidoptera, Nymphalidae. The record is from RefSeq and is a predicted model, not a curated record. The coding region runs from base 180 to 2423 and encodes 747 amino acids.